AUAAUGCGCAUCGCAGAGGCUCGUCCAAGCCCAGAGCCGGAUCCCAGUUUUGAUCUUUCACCGAUUCACUUGAGAGUCCAUCCACUAGGUCACCCAGGAGCCAAGCACUUCCUCAAAGUCUUUGGGCCGCACUGUCAUGAGACGCUUGUUUCUCAUUGCCAUUUCAUCCUCAAAGUCCUAUACCCUAACUCAACCCAUCCUUCAAUCCCUUCCAUUUACUCGAUCACUCUCUUCGUACGUGCAAUGGAAGGAGUUGCGUAUACAACUGAAUCCAUCGUGGACCCGAAUGCAAGGGAAAUACACUUUUCUGCGAAUUACAUCGAGAAGAGCUCUGUCGAAGAGAUAUCAGGGGUUCUCAUCCACGAACUUGUCCACGUCUGGCAACGAAAUGGGAAUGGAACCGCGCCUGGAGGAUUCAUUGAGGGUUUGGCAGAUUAUAUACGCCUCAAAUCUGGAUUGGGAGCGAGGCAUUGGACGAAGAAGAAACCUGAGAAGACCGAUGGCUGGGAUGCGGGGUACGAGCGCACUGCCUACUUUCUCGAAUGGGUCGAGGAGAAACACCAUCAGGGAAAGGAAAAAGGGUGGUUGCAACGGGUUAACGUUCGACUCGCGAAGGAGGGUUGGGGUAAUUGGGUCUGGGAGGAAGCCGGAGCGAAAGAUGUAGACGAACUUUGGAAAGGGUAUAUCAAAAGCUUUGAAUCAAGUCAGCCGUCAUCGCCUGAGAAGGCCCCUUCACUCGCUUUACCUACUCACGCCUAACAAGGCUAGAGUACGUGAUAUGUUGGAGAAUAGCUACAGGGCAUGUACACUAUGCAGGCAGAGCAUGGCCAAACCACUUGCCUCGACGGAGUCAACUUGCACAAUGCAGAUCUGCUGAGACAUGCACGAUACAAGCCCUGAUGUCAAGUCGAUCCAUGUUAUCAUUGAGCU
Messenger RNA from Cantharellus anzutake, 930 nucleotides. RefSeq lists its product as uncharacterized. The coding region runs from base 4 to 759 and encodes 251 amino acids. Lineage: Eukaryota; Fungi; Basidiomycota; Agaricomycetes; Cantharellales; Hydnaceae. The record is from RefSeq and is a predicted model, not a curated record. The transcript has a single exon.